This is a messenger RNA of Oreochromis aureus, 1454 nucleotides long. RefSeq lists its product as uncharacterized. The coding region runs from base 209 to 1342 and encodes 377 amino acids. The transcript has 5 exons. NCBI's taxonomy places the organism in Eukaryota, Metazoa, Chordata, Actinopteri, Cichliformes, Cichlidae. The record is from RefSeq and is a predicted model, not a curated record.
UCAAUGUUAGAGCAGAUCAAACUCUGAAUGUAAGCUAAGGAUGCUCGCUGCUGUGCCCCUCUGCUCAUAUAAAAACCUCCUGAACGACUGCAGAUGGAACCACUCCUUACAGCUAACUGAAGAUCACAGACCUUCCACCUGAGCAGUUUUAGGACAAACAAAGCAGUGAAGGUGGAAACUUUUGAGAUUUUUAAAAGACUUUUUAAAGAUGAAGGUGCUGCCCUGCUUCAUGCUGGCUGUGCUACUGUCAGCUGGAACCAUUCAGGCUGCUGUUGAUGUGAACUGGUUAACUGGUAUUAUAAAAGCCAUAAGGACAGAGUACAAACUAAGAGGUCAGUUCUGUCUGGCUGCAACCAUCCCAGGUCAACAGGACCCAAACACCCUUAUCAGUAAUGUCCUUCAUAAAGACCGCUUUGAUGAGCGCAUGGAGGACUCAGUUAAAGGGGGUGAGGUAUAUGUUGGCAGCAGGGUGGUUUUAGCUGUUCCCAUAGGACCUGUACAUGCAGAACGCGCAGUUCUGCCAAGCUUGGGCAAACUAAAGAAACAGGGAGAGAACGACUUCCUCCUCAUCUAUUCUUAUCUCUCGCCAUGUAGCAGCUGUACAGACCAUAACCAAGGAUUCAACAUCCUUAAAAUGAUUGAAAAUCAGGUCAGACCAAGACGGAGUGAUAAGGCCUUUGUGUUUACAAAAGUUUUCAGCCAUCCUAAAGAUGGUUCCAUUGUAACCAGAGAUGUUUUAGUAAAGUCACUGACUGAGCUUUCUAAUUCGAUGGGUGGUCUCCAGUACAUAUUUCGCUGUGAUGGACCGAGCAAUUCUGAGUUAGAGUGUCACAGCUGCUCUGUAAAUCACAGAGUUUCAGAGUUUUGCAUUGAUAACAACGCUGAGAGAGAGCGCAGCAUCAGCAGAGAAAGAAGCAGGAGCUCCAGUGGAAGCAGAGGUGGAGGGCGUAGGAGCAGCAGCAGCAGCAGCAGGGAAAGAAGCAGGAGCUCCAGUGGAAGCAGAGGUGGAGGGCGUAGGAGCAGCAGCAGCAGCAGCAGGGAAAGAAGCAGGAGCUUCAGUGGAAGCAGAGGUGGAGGGCGUAGGAGCAGCAGCAGCAGCAGGGAAAGAAGCAGGAGCUCCAGUGGAAGCAGAGGUGGAGGGCGUAGGAGCAGCAGCAGCAGCAGGGAAAGAAGCAGGAGCUUCAGUGGAAGCAGAGGUGGAGGGCGUAGCAGGAAGAGAGAGAUGUACAGGAGUCAGAGUGAGAGCAGCAUCAGCAGCGGAAACAGUAGAGAAGCUGGAAAACAUGAAGGUGGAGGCAGGAGCAGCAGGAAGAGAAGCAAGUACAGGAGCAGCAGAGGUUAGAGGAGUUCAAACAAAGCAACAUGGUCCCUGAAGACAAACUUUCUUUAAAUUUCUUUUCAAACAUGAUUUAAAUUCUGUUCAAACUAAAAUGAUAAAUAAAUGUUUUUUUCUG